GAGAUACAUAAAUCAAACGCACGUUUUGCUGAGGUUAGGGGUUAGCGCUGAUGGCUCGGCUAAGGUAGCUUUCAAUGUCUUUAAUAAGUAAACCAGUUUAUAAUUUCUAGAUUUGGAAUGGCGGAGGGUAGCGGCAAUGUUAAUGUUAAUCCAGCUAGUCUUCCUCCGGGAGACCCGCAGCUCAUCGCCAUGAUUGUGGAGCAUCUAAAGAACCAGGGACUUUUCGACGAGUUUCGCAGGGAUUGUUUGGCUGAUGUUGACACCAAGCCUGCCUAUCAGAACCUGCGACAAAAAGUUGACAACUUUGUGACGUCUCACCUCAGCACCCAGGACUGGAAACCGUCCAACAACAAGAACCAGAUGAGGAAUGGACUGAGACAAAGCGUUGUUCAAUCAGGCAUGUUGGAGUCUGGCGUGGACCGAAUUAUCACUCAGGUUGUGGACCCUAAGAUGAACCACACUUUCCGGCCACAGAUAGAAACCGCUGUCCAUGAUUUCCUCUCUGGAGACAGGAAGGAGGAGAGUACUUCCAGUUCUAGCCUUGCACCAUCUGAACAGACUGAAACACAAGAGCCCACCUGUGCCUCUGGCCCCAAAACCCCCUUUGCAAACCUUGGAGCUCUGCAGGAACACACCUCACCGGGAGGCUUCCUUCACUUUUACAGAGUUACCCGUAUGUUCUUCUGCCACCCGCUCCCACAACUUUCAGCUCCACGUGUGCUGCGCGUGCACCGGAGCUGCGCAGUGAUUGGCUGGGAGCGCUUCGGUGAACGCGCUCGGCGAGCCAGUCCUCCGCUCUGCGGCUUUUAUAGUCCCGCUGCUCGUGUCGCUGCCACACUGUCCGGGUCACACUCCUCCAAACGCACCAACCAGAACACUAGAUUAAUAAUUUAUAUAUUUAUAUUUUUUAAAAUAGGCCCCCUAUCACAGUACCCUCAGGAGAUGCCGGUGAGUCUGUCCUCUGUGAUGUUCCUGCUGCCGCUGCUGGCCUGUCUCCAGCUGCUGCUGGCUCUGGAUCUGCAGGAUGUUCAGGAGAAACAAGGAGUGAAGAAACGCCUCUCGCUGCAGAGCACGGCUGAGAUUCAGAGCUGCCUGCUGGCUUCAGGUGACGUCGGUUGUGGGAUGUUUCAGUGCUUCAGCAACAACUCCUGUGAGAUCCACGGGCUGCACCACAUAUGCCUCACACUGCUGCACAACGCCGGGCGCUACGACUCCCAGGGGAAGUCGUUUGUGAAGGACGCGCUGCGGUGCAUGGCUCUGGGACUGCGGCGGCGUUUCAGCUGCGUGAGCCGGCGGUGCUCUGCGGUAAAAGAGAUGGURUUUUCCCUCCAGAGAGAGUGCUACUCCAAACACAACCUCUGCCUAGCUCUGCARGACCACAUGGACACCAUGGGAAACCUGGUCCAGUUCCAUCUCAUGUUUCCCACCGGGCCGUAUGUGGAGCUGAUGAACUUCCUGUUGAAGUGCGGAGGCGAGGUCAGGGYGUGGGUCGGCCGGCAGCUGCGGGGGCAGUGCCAGCAGCACUGGGGGGCGCUGUGCGGCAGCUUCGCCAACAUCUGCCCUAACAACCAAUCAGACGCUCUGAAUAACACGACCGCUCCGUCAGCAGCCCGGCCCGUCACCUCCAUGGAGCCGAGCAGAGGAGCCGAGCUGCAGAACAAGACGAGGCCCGUCACCACUGAACCUAGCCUCUGUUUCUGAGCAUCCGUUCAUCUCCGACUCAUAGAUACGCCGGUUACACAGGUGCACACAGGGUACACAAACAUGAUGCGCUUAGCAGCAAAAUGAGUCAGAGUUGACAUUUUAUAAGCGUAUCUGAUGUUUGUGAAACCAGCAGCAUAAUUUAUUCAGUUUCUGGAUUUUAUUUUUAUUUUUUUGUCUAUUCACAUUUUAUCUGAACAGUUUGUACAUGGAUAAAAGCCAGCCAACUACCUCACUUUAACCUUAAAGUCCCCAUAUCGAGUGAGCACAAACACAAGCUAACACUACAGAGGGUUUGUUUCUAGCUCCAGAGCAGCUGAKGGGUUAGAGUCCCGCCUAUUUAAGUCUGUUUUUCUGUUUUAUAGUGCACCGUACAGCUAACACACAAAUAUGUGAGGUGCAGUYUGCAGGAAAGAAACCAUUGUUUGCUCGUUUUAUGUAUUUUAAAACACAACUUUUAUCACAAUUCAGACCUUCMUCAUAAAUCUAUGUUGCAAGUUGUAAAGAUUCAACUAAAACCUUAUUAAAGACAGGAACGUCUGUUUCUUUGGUUUUAUUUUGCUUUGCUGAACAGUUUCUUCUCAAGCAGAAAAGGUUGGAUAUGCUGACAUCUGUAGGAGAGCUGUGCAACAAUACACUGCGCAAUG
Austrofundulus limnaeus is the source of this 2348-nucleotide messenger RNA. RefSeq lists its product as uncharacterized. Gene Ontology annotation, cellular component: extracellular region. Bases 118 to 1701 code for a protein of 527 amino acids. The record is from RefSeq and is a predicted model, not a curated record. The transcript has 7 exons. NCBI's taxonomy places the organism in Eukaryota, Metazoa, Chordata, Actinopteri, Cyprinodontiformes, Rivulidae. Gene Ontology annotation, molecular function: hormone activity.